Molecule: messenger RNA, 4204 nt
Organism: Fukomys damarensis (Damara mole-rat)
Lineage: Eukaryota; Metazoa; Chordata; Mammalia; Rodentia; Bathyergidae
Gene: Mospd2
Product: motile sperm domain containing 2
Exons: 15
Coding region: 317-1873 (518 amino acids)
Source: RefSeq, a predicted model, not a curated record
CUCGAAAGGGAAGCGCCGGCGCCCGCGGCUCUCGGGGGCGGGACUACAGUGCGUUGACGACAGGAGGAGGGGCCCAAACGAGAAACCAAUGGGAUCCAGAAUAAGGGUUUCGUCCCGCCUUCACGCCCAGGCGGCCGCAUCGGAUUGAACGAUGCGGCAGCACUUCCGUCUGCUUUCCCUUGUCACGCGACACCGCCUCUCCCUCCCGCCCUUCUAGGUCUACCUCAGGGCGGGACUGGCGGGUGAUGAGACUCGGCCGGCUGCAGCUGAAGGGACGAGGGCUGGACCUACUGUAAUUACGUCCAAGAUCGUGGUUAUGGCCGAGAAUCACCCUCAGAAUAAAGCCAGGCUCAUCUGUGAGACCCGCCGGAGGUUCGAAGCUGAGUUUGUGUCAGAUAAGUCAGAUAAGUAUGAUCCACGAGAUGUUGAAAGGCUACAACAAGAUGAUAACUGGGUUGAAAGUUACUUACAUUGGAGACAUAAUGUUGUGGAUGAUACACUGAAGAUGAUUGAUGAGAGUUUUCAGUGGAGAAAAGAAUUUUCUGUCCACGACCUUACUGAAUCCUCCAUUCCCAGAUGGUUAUUAGAAGUUGGUGGUAUUUACCUCCACGGUUAUGACAGAGAAGGAAACAAAUUGUUCUGGAUCAGGGUGAAGUAUCACAUAAAAGACCAGAAAACGAUAAUGGACAAAAAGAAGCUUAUAGCAUUUUGGUUGGAACAUUACGCUAAGAGAGAAAAUGGGAAACCUAUCACAGUGAUGUUUGACUUGUCUGAAACUGGACUAAAUAGCAUAGACUUGGACUUUGUACGCUUUAUCAUCAACUGCUUUAAGGUUUACUACCCUAAAUACCUCUCAAAAAUAGUCAUCUUUGAUAUGCCUUGGAUAAUGAAUGCUGCUUUCAAAAUUGUGAAAACCUGGCUUGGCCCAGAAGCAGUGAAUUUGUUGAAGUUUACAAGUAAAAAUGAAGUCCAGGAGUAUGUCAGUGUAGAAUACCUGCCCCCACACAUGGGUGGAACUGAUCCUUUCAAGUAUAGCUACCCACCCCUGGUUGAUGAUGACUUCCAGACGCCACUGUGUGAGAACGGGCCAGUAGCCAGUGAGGAUGAGACAUCGAGUAGAGAAGACGUAGAAAGUGAUGGGAAAGAAACCUUGGAGACAGUUACUAAUGAGGAACAAACAGCUCUUCCAAAAAAGGUUAACCCAACUGAAUCAAGUUCCAAAGCAGAAGAAAAUGAAAAAGUUGAUUCAAAGAUGAAAGCUUUCAAGAAACCAUUGAGUGUAUUUAAAGGGUCCUUAUUACAUAUCAGUCCAGCAGACGAACUAUAUUUUGGAAGUACCGAAUCUGGAGAGAAGAAAUCCUUAAUAGUGUUAACAAAUGUAACUAAAAAUGUAGUAGCAUUUAAGGUGAGAACAACUGCUCCAGAAAAGUACAGAGUCAAACCAAGCAACAGCAGCUGUGAACCUGGUGCAUCAGUCGAUAUAGUUGUGUCUCCCCACGGGGGCUUAACAGUCUCUGCCCAAGACCGGUUUCUGAUCAUGGCUGCAGAAAUGGAACUGUCAUCUGGCACAGGGCCAACAGAAUUGACUCAGUUUUGGAAGGAAGUUCCCAGAAACAAAGUGAUGGAGCAUAGGUUAAGAUGCCAUACUAUGGAGAGCAGUAAACCAAAUACUCUGAUAUUAAAAGAUAAUGCUCUUAACAUGUCAGAUAAAACCAGUGAGGAUAUAUACUUAAAACUCAGUCGUUUACUAGAAAGCAAUAAGAAGUUUGAAGACCAACUUCAGCGUUGUAUUUGGUUACAACAGCUUCUACUUGCCUUAAUAAUGCUCUUGUUUGCUUUAGUUGUCACCUUCUUUUAUUCGUUGUACAAUUAAAAGAAGUGGUGCCUGGACACAAACACAACUCCUUCCUCUGUUGUUAGGAAAAAAUAACAAACCCAAAACGUCUCCACCAAGCUACUAAUCGUACUGCAUAUCUGUGCUUCCUAAAAGGAAAAAUGCAGCACGUAGAGGGGUGUAACAUAUACCUAUAUUGAAAAAACAAACUGUUUAAAUAAACACUGGAGAAAUUCAUUACUAGAGAUUAUAGCUAGUUAGGAAAGUAAGUAAAGGCAUAUGCAUUGUGUAAUUAAUAGCAUAAAUAUAAUUUAUUUGCCUUUCAUUUAAGUACUUUUAAAGCUUAAGUUUUGAACUAGGGAUGUGGCUCAGUGGUAGAGCACUUUCCUAGCAUGCACAAGGCCCUGUCUGGUCCUGAGUACCGCCAAAAAAAGCUUGAGUUUUAUUAUGUAAAUACAUUAGCCAAACUGAAAAAUAAGUAUCAUGCUUUGGUGCAGCCAAAAAAUAUAAUCUGCUUUUUUAUGACAGAAUUAAGAUAGCUGAGCCGACUUACUAGCUUUUCUAUACUAUGUAAAUAAAAGAACAUGUAUAUUGAAAAAGAAAAUAUCCUUCAACAGAGUAGUUUAUGUAAUCUUGACUUUGUAAUUUUGAAACUUACUUCCAGACGAUAGUCAAUAUUCUUUUGGAAUGUAAACCUUUCAAUGCCAAACCACCUUAGCCUUUGUUUCUCAGAGUUCUUUAGUAGACUACCUUUUAUUAAUCCUGGGCUUUUCUAUGAACAUUGUGAUUUGGGUAGGAUUUGGAAAACUAAGUGUGGUUGGAUUCUCUUUGAAUCUUGUUGAGUCUCUCCAAGCAGUCCUCCUUUCCAGCCAUCUCUAUGCAGCUUCCUGUUGUCCACUAUGGCUGGAUACUAAACCUCUUCCCAAAUCAAUUAUAAAGGCCUCAUCCUUCCUUUUUCUUCCAGAUCACAGGAGUUUCUGUGGUCUACAAAUUGCACCAUCUUUACUGUUAUUUCUAAAUGAAAAGUGUUAGAUGACACUUUUCUUUGAAGAGCUAGUUUUUUUGAGAUUCUAAGCAAUAUAACUUAUGGUUCAAACUGUUCCUUGUAAAAUCAACCACAAGUAUGAAUCUUACAAAAGACUGAAUUAUCUCAUAAGGGUGAAAAGGAAAAAAAAAAAGCAUAGAAGCUCAAGCGUCAAGUCUUUGCUCAGAGAAUGAAAAAUACUCCUCAUAUUGGACUGUUACACCUUCAGCCCAGGGCUAACUGAGUUACUUGAUAUUCUACCUUUGGUACAAUAAUACCUACUGGUAUGGUUCCUAAAUUCCUGAAAAGAUAGACCUGGCAGAAGCAGAGGCUAAUGAAAUUGUAGUUUGUUUUCUCAUUCUUAUGGCCAGUUUCUAUCUUUUUGGUUGUGUGUGUACUUUAUAUGAAAGAAAAAAAUAGUCUUCCUGUAAAAUAAACUCUGAGUUUCAACUGAGCCAUGAUUGGAGAUUUAUUCUUAUUAUGGAGUGUAGUGUUAUCUGCUUUCAUCUUAAAUUGGUUCCCAAAAUUGAGUUAUGAAGAAUGAUAUGGAUAGUUCCUUCAAAAUUGACCUAGGAAAUAAAACCUUAAAAGGACACUGGUGUGAUACUUUGUCUUAAUUUGGGCUUUUCUGUUUCAGUUUGCCACCUCCAGAUGUGAAAUGGACUGCUGUCCACCCUAAGUACUGUGCACAGUAUCUCCCUUUGUGUGUGUGCACAGUGCCUUCCCCCUUACAUGGUAGCUUUUUUGGCCUUAACCUAAUCCCAGAGUAUUUGUAUGUUUUUUGUUCCUCAGCAAAUAAAUGAGGAAAUAAUUAGCCAUGAUUGGAACUGUUUUGUCCUAACGGUGUCCCUUUAAUGUUUCAUAUGAAAAUUUUAUUGACUCACUAAAAUAUCUGUCUGGUCAGUUAAAUUUGGUAACCUAUCUUGUUAACGUUUGUCUAUUAAAUGUGACUAAAAAUUACCAAAAAUUAACUAUAAAGUCAAAGGCAUCUAAACUUUUGUACUUGUCUUGAUUAAUCAUAUAUAUUUACAUUUGAUUUUAUAUGUCAUCAUUUGGUUCUAAUUACAUUUGCAUGAUUAUUAUUUUUGGUACUCUAAUCAAUAAUUUCCUUUUUCUCAUGCCAUUACCUGUUCAUGACCAAAUUACCAAGGACUUUCAUUUAGAUUUUGGUUUUAGCUUUCACAUAAGAAUGAAAAUAGUUUUUUCAUGAAAACAUUAACAAAAUAUCAUUAGCUUGAUCUGCAAGUAGUUUAAAAAUGCAAUUGCUGUUAAACCUAGCCUCAAAUUUCAUAAUACCAUAACUGGUUUUAUAUCUUGCCACUAAUUUUGACUGGAUUUAAUAGCAC